CGCCCCGCCGCCCUCUCGCCCUGUUCUUGCUUCGGCUCCCUCCAAGGCCCCGGUUCUUCCUUCCCUAUAGCCACAAGGGCGUGACCGGGGAAGGGAGAAUGGGGCUCGUUCGGCUUUGGGCCGUCUUGGCGCUCUUCUUCUUGCCUUUGGCCUUCUGCGGCGGGGCCGGCGUGGAGGAACCGGCGCAGACCGAAGUGCUUCGACCAACAAAUGUUGAAAUAAAAACAUAUAAUUUCAAGACCACCUUACAUUGGGAUUACCCAGACAUAUCACCAGAGCCUGUCUUUACUGUACAAAUUCAAUGCUACAACAGGGGCAAUUACAUGGAUGUACGUUCCUGUGUAAAUAUAUCACAACAUUAUUGUGACAUCACCCACGAGAUCAAUUAUGAGUGUGAUCCGUCGUGGGCAAAAGUUAAAGCUUUUGCUGGAUCACGUCAAUCUGAAUAUGAGGAUAGUAAGAAAUUUCACCCGUUCAGGGAUGCUCAAAUUGGACCAUCAAAGUUUAACCUCUCUGUUGUGAGUGAUGAAAUCAAAGUUUUUAUUGAGCAUCCCCUCACACCGUAUGAAGGAAAAUACCCACUUAGUGUGAAGGCAAAUCUUACUGAUUUUUCCUAUUCCAUAUUGCUUUGGAAGCAAGCAAGUCCUCAUAAGAUUGUCUCAUUUGAAGCUGAGGAAUGUGAGAUGGAUUUUUGUACUAAAUAUCUUCCAGUUUCUUUGGGAUUCACAUACUGUGUUUCAGUUCAAGGAAUUUCAAAAGACUAUUCAGUGGAGGGUGAAAAAUCAAACGCAAGCUGUAUUAUUCUUCCUGCCAAGCAUCCAUUAGAUGUAGCGGGAUCUAUCAUAGGAGUUGUUGCUGUUGCUGUUGCUGCUGCUGUGGGUAUUGCAGUAGUGUUGGCUUGCAAAUGGGCUAAGCGGAGAAACAUUCCUCUGCCCAAAUCUCUGGUUUCUAUAGUAAGAAGCAUAAAGCCUGCCAACAGCUUUGAGACAAGAACAGAAGGGAAAUACACUGCUAUAUCGUCUUUAAAUUGUUACCCAGCGCGUGAAGAUGAAAAGCCAGAGGAACCAAUCGAGCACUUAACAGAAGUUGAGACCAGUGACCUGGAGGUUUCUGGCAAGACCGCUGUUGAAUCCCAAACCAUCCAGGAAGCCUCUGCUGGCGAAAGCUGUGAAAAUGAAUUGAGCCAUGAAGACAGCGACAGUUACUUUAAAUCUGUCAGUGACCAAGAAAAAAUAUGUGACAGUCUUCCAAAUGAGGGUGUUCCCAGAGCAGAUGUACAACAAUCCACAGACCUAGGAGCCUGUAGAAAGAUGUCUGGGUACGACAAACCUCAUUGGAUGAUCCCUGACACUGGUGGAUGUGAACCACCGAUUGCAUAGAUGUCCAAUGAUGAGUUGAAGCCAGAGAGAAAAAAUGUAUAUGCUAGAGUGAAGGACUGAGAAUCAGAAGUUUACAAAACUGAAGACUUGACUGGUGGACAUGCAUUAAAACUGAGCUGAUGCUUAAAGUCUGAGAUACUAAAUGGGGAUACAGUAUUGUAUCUGCUGAAUCAACUUUCUCUUAAUAAUCAUGACUUUUUGAUAUGAGAGCAUGAAGUAUCCAGUGGAACAAGUUCUGCUUGGUAACCUCUUGUGUACAUGGAGGUCUUCUUCCAUUGAAGUGACUAGAUUAGCACAUCUGACUGUUCAAUAUUGAUCUCCUGCUGUCUGUGAGGAAGCACUUAUGAAAAAUACACUCCUUAUGUCUUUUCUCUAAUUGAAUGUAUGUUGUAGAAGGAAUAACUCGAAGUAUAGGAUAGGAGUCAAUACACUGAUCACUUUAGAACGCAUUAUCCUGAAGGAGUGGCUAAUUUACCUGAUUUUAUGUAAUCAUCAUUACAGCCUACAGUUACUGGGCACAUUGUAUUUUUUCAUCAGUUUUAUUUUGAUAUUUAAAUGUUAAGGGUUUUACUCUCAGCAGAUAUUUAAUGUCAGUUUUGAGAAUUAAGAGACAAAAUAGGGGCUCUUAAUUUCCUGCUUUGUAAUCAUUUACUAUUUUUCUGGUCAAGUUUUCAACAUUCUCUGUAGCCACUACACCAGUGGUGGCAAACUUCUGGCACUCCAGAUGUUCAUGGACUACACUUCCCAUCAGCCCCUGCCAGCAUGGCCAAUUGACCAUGCUG
This is a messenger RNA of Sphaerodactylus townsendi, 2161 nucleotides long. RefSeq names its product interferon gamma receptor 1 (gene IFNGR1). The transcript is spliced from 7 exons. Gene Ontology annotation, cellular component: membrane. Lineage: Eukaryota; Metazoa; Chordata; Lepidosauria; Squamata; Sphaerodactylidae. Bases 99 to 1379 code for a protein of 426 amino acids. Gene Ontology annotation, molecular function: cytokine receptor activity; cytokine binding. The record is from RefSeq and is a predicted model, not a curated record.